AUGGCUCCUAAUGCUCAAACACUCAAGACAUCUCAGUCAGUCGGUCUCUUCUACCCCCGGCUGCUUCGAGGGAAUUCCAAUAGCUGCUGUGCCUUCUGCUUCACACCCGGCAUCUACGACGUCAACAGGUACGCUCGCAGCGGUGGCUUGAGUAGGUCGGCAAUCACCGAGAUGGUGCGCCUCGUGCUCUGCUCCUCGUCCAAAAUCAACCCCAAUCAGCUGACCACCAAGUCCGAUUUGAGGCAGGAGUUCGCAUUUGACCAAGUGGAUCGCAUAGACGUGGCACUCGUCAUGGAGACGUUGUUUGCCAUCAGCAUUUCGCAUGACCACCUGGAUGAACACUUCACCACUCCACUGGACAUUGUCGACUACAUCUGCAAACGACGUGGCGUAGACUGA
This is a messenger RNA of Mesocestoides corti, 399 nucleotides long. NCBI's taxonomy places the organism in Eukaryota, Metazoa, Platyhelminthes, Cestoda, Cyclophyllidea, Mesocestoididae. The record is from the annotation of a GenBank genome assembly.